CUGCAUGUUUCCUAAACUUCUCACCAGGUGGAAUCACAUGUAAGAAAGACCAUAUCUUGUUGUAGGAGCUUCUAGUUGUAAUUAAAUUCUAAGUUCAUAACUCACAAAAUGGAAGGAGAAGAAGAUUAUUCUGCAGCUAAUGCUGGAGCUUCUGCAACAUAUCCAGUGCAGUGCUCGUCUUUAAGAAAAAAUGGUUUUGUUAUGUUAAAAGCUCGUCCUUGUAAAAUCAUGGAAAUGAGUACUUCAAAAACAGGAAAACAUGGACAUGCCAAGGUACAUCUUGUAGGACUUGAUAUUUUUCCUAAUAAGAAAUAUGAAGAUUUAUGUCCAUCUACACAUAAUAUAGACGUUCCAAAUGUUAAUCGUUGUGAUUUUCAGCUCAUUGAUAUUAGUGAUGAUGGUUUUGUGACUUUAAUGAACGACAAAGGUGACACCCGUGAUGAUCUCAGAAUCCCAGAGGGAGAGCUGGGCACAAAGAUUAAAGAUGAAUUUGGUAAAAAAGAUAUUACAGUGAUA
Molecule: messenger RNA, 516 nt
Organism: Uloborus diversus
Lineage: Eukaryota; Metazoa; Arthropoda; Arachnida; Araneae; Uloboridae
Product: eukaryotic translation initiation factor 5A-1-like
Exons: 4
Biological process (GO): positive regulation of translational termination; positive regulation of translational elongation
Molecular function (GO): ribosome binding; RNA binding; translation elongation factor activity
Source: RefSeq, a predicted model, not a curated record